Messenger RNA from Empidonax traillii (willow flycatcher), 1465 nucleotides. Its product is annotated as guanylate-binding protein 6-like. Gene Ontology annotation, molecular function: GTPase activity; GTP binding. The annotation marks the transcript as partial. The record is from RefSeq and is a predicted model, not a curated record. The transcript has 9 exons. NCBI's taxonomy places the organism in Eukaryota, Metazoa, Chordata, Aves, Passeriformes, Tyrannidae.
GAUGGGGCAGCUGGAUGCGCUGGCAGCGGGGCAGGAGGGGCUGAGCCCCGUCUGCCUGGUGGAGAAUUCCCAGGAGCAGGGGCUGGUGGUCUAUUCCGAGGCCCUGCGGGUGCUGUCGGGGGUCAAACAGCCCGUGGUGGUCGUGGCUGCCAUCAGGUCAGACCAGGAAGUGGCUGAGGCGGUACCUGCUCCUUCCCUCUCUGUUUCCCCCCUGUGCAACACCCGUGUCCCCCCAGGGGUCUCCGUGGGCUCCCCCCCCAACCGGAUGUGGAUGUUCUGCCUCCCCCACCCUCACCUGCGUGACCACACCCUGGUCCUGCUGCACACCGAGGUACACCUGGACGAGGGGGAUCUGGAGAGCUCCCGGUGGCUGCUGGUGCUGACCCUGCUCCUCUGCAGCUCCCUGAUCCACACCAGCCACGGGGACAUCACCCAGCAGGACAUGGACCGGCUGAGGUGGCUGUCGGAGCUGCCCAAGCUCAUCACGUGCAGAGAGAACCCCGAGCGCGGCGCCCUCAGUGAUUCCCACAGAUUCGCCCUUUUCUUCCCCGAUUUCGUCUGGGCCGUCAUGGACUGCGCCCGGGAGCUCCAGGACGAGGACGGGUGGGAAAUCUCCGAGGACGAGUACCUGGAGCGGGCACUGAGGCUGCAGCCAGGUACUGAUGCCCAGGCCCAGCGGCACAACCUGCCCCAGGAGUGCAUCCGGCAGUUCUUCCUGAACCGCCGGUGCUUCCUGAUCCAGGGGCACCUGGAGGAGACCCCGGCCGGGCUGCAGGAGCAGAAGUUCCUCACGUUCCUCCGGGAGGAGGCGCAGACGAAAACGUUGCCCGGGGGCCUCGUCGUCACCGGGGAACUUCUGGGGAGGUUGGCAGAGAUCUACGUGGGGCAGAUCCGGGCGGGAGCGGUGCCGUGCCUGGAGCGCGCCAUCCGGGACGUGGCCCCGGCGGCCAACGCGGCGGCGGUGGCGGCGGCCCUGCAGAGGUACCGGGAGCAGAUGGAGGGCUUGGAGCUGCCCGUGGACACGGUGACGGAGCUGCUGCAGCUCCACAGGUGCUGCGAGCUAGAGGCUCUGGAGCUGUUCAUGGAGCGGGCUUUCCCGGAUGGAAUCUGCAAUGGCCAGGCCGAGUUCAUGCGCCAGGUGGAGGCCCUGAAGGACAAGUUCUUCUUGGACAACGAGCGCCUGUCCCGCGCCAGGUGCGAGAAGACCCUCCAGAACCUGUCCCGGGACAUGGAGACAAGGAACCGGGACAGAUCCCACGGCCUGCCCGGGGGAUACCUGCAGGCGCUGGUGGUGGAAUACUGGAAGCUGCCCGGCAAGGGGUUGAAGGCGGCUGCCGUGCUGCAGGAAUUCCUCAGGAGCAGGAGCAUCCGGAGCGCGGAGCGUUCCAUCCGGGCAUGGAGUAACAUCGGGGGCGGGGUGGGGCAGGGGGUGUGCAGGUACAGAGCACGCGGAGCCCUCACGUAG